GAAGACGAUAGUUGCGGGAAAACUGAAGUGGCUGCUUGCUGUGUUGAUAACUCCAAACUGUAAGAAAACAAGCUUUUAAAAAAUCACCAUGAAAACCCCAACAACCACCGAUGUGAGGAAGGGUAUUUCAGUCCUUUGGGAGACGCUGCAGUGUCCCAUAUGCUUGGAUUUAAUGACUGAACCUGUUUCUACUAAGUGUGACCAUCAGUUUUGCAAAUUUUGUAUGAUGAAACUUUUGGACAACACCAAAAACAACAAGGCUGACUGUCCAGUGUGUAAAACCAAAGUAACCAAAAGGAGCUUGCAGGAGAGUCCUGGGUUUCAGAGACUUGUUGCAGGAUUGCAGGACAUGAUACAGGCAUAUGAACAUGACACCGGCACCAACUACUUCACUGGAAUGUCCCAGCAGAAAGCACAACUGGGAGUCACAGAUGCUGAAGCUACUGAACGUUGUCCCGAUAAGUCAUCCGUAGAUACACCUGACAACGUGGAAAAUGUCGACAAUGAUGAUCCUUUAAGGUCUCACUCCUCGACUAUAGCAGCCCAGAAUGGAUUUGCAAAACUGAUGGGACUUGAAGACACAAGUCCUAUGACGACAGAAAUUGAAGGCCUGGACAGUGGACUUGGUGAGGCCCCACCAACGAAAAUGCACAGCCCUACGGAUCAUUUGGAACCAGUGGAAACAGAGAUGUCAGAAGUUGUGGAAACCUCAACACACAAAACGAGAGGCAAAAUAAGAUUCCGCAAAUCGGAGAAAGCCUCCCUUCCUUCAUCAUUAAUUCCAGACGAGACCGAACACCAACCUUUAAGAAAGUCCUCAAGGAAGAAGCAGAAAAAGGAUUCGGAGGCCGACAAGAUUCUGGAGGAAAAACAGAAGAAGAGUCUCCAGAAAGUCGCCGAGUGGCUCAUGAAGGUUCCAACUGAAGGAAGUCUCGAGUUAGAGAAACCUAACGAAGACACGGAUGAUUCUGACAGCUGUUCCUCCGCUUCAACUAUAGAUAUCAAAAUACACAACAGUCAGGUGAAUCCUAAGAGAGAGGAACGCGCUAAAGCCCUUGAAGAGCAGGUGUUUGGUGCCGUCUACAAACGAGAGAGAAGGGGCAACAGGACCACCAUCUCUCCUCCACUUCAUGUUUUUAUCGAAACACCAACAACCAAAGAAACACGAAUCAUCUCCAAAACAAGGGAGAAGAAGAAGAACACUCUCACUCCAGCUGAUUUUGUCAAGAAGAUGUGCUCUGAAGAUAAAAGCGAUAUGGAAGAAGAGCAACAAGGGAUAGAAGAAGUAAAUGACACUAGCAGUGACAUUGUCACAAAAGCAAAACAGACGGAUGAUGAAGACAAAUACGGGGAAGAGUUGAACAACAUGCCAGAAAGGGACAAAAUUGAUGGCAAUGAUGAUGCUCCAUGUCCUGCGUUGGAUAUUGGACAACAGCUACCAGACAGGAAGUCAAAUAGAAGGACACGUAACAAGCUGCAGCAGGUCGACAGUGAUUUGCAAGAGCAAGCUAAGGCCAAGUCAGAAAGUGCUGAGCAAAGGAAAACUGAGAAGAGGAAAAGUAAAAGCAUGAGGUCAGAAAAAGGCAAGCCUGCUAGAGUGUCGAAACCUCUCGUUCUGGUCGGAGUUAAAAAUGGAGAAACUAGUCCUAAGGCUAGACCGAGGUCAGAAGAAGUCCAAGUUCAUAUUGAGAAUUACCCGAGCAGCGAAGACCAAGAAGUCCCUCUCAUGAAAAGCACCAGGAGAAGUAGGAGACUUCAGCUCUUCACUGAGGAAGUCCAAGAGGGUCACAAGAAAGCAAACUCGAAAGCCAAUAAAGCGGAAAAAGACGGCAGUGUUGCAAAGCAACCCGAGGACGCUAAAGGUGGAGCAUUGGCCGAUCAGGCAUCUCCUCAGAAUGAAGACAUGACAUGGGUGGCUGAGAGAAACGGAUGUAUUUUUGAUCAAGAGUUGGAAGAAAUAGAAAACAUGGAGUCUGGCGAGAGAGCAUCUUAUUUGUGUCCAACGGAAGCUGUUGAAGAGUCCAUCGCUGAAGUGCCAGAUCCUGAAGCGUUGUCUGAAGCUAACGCUGCGUGUCGUGUCGCUGUGGUCCCGAGCUCCACGAGUCCAGCGACAGCUGUGGUAGAGCCAACACUUGAAGGUGACGACCAAAACAAUACUCAACAGGCACAAUGUGCUGAUGAGGAGGAUAAGAAUGACAGUGAAGUGGACACGGAGCAGCUGCUCAAGAGCUUCAAAGCCACUAAGAGAAAAUCUUUCCUUCUCGGCCGUCCAAAUGUGAAAAGAAGCCGUGGUUUAGACGAAGAAAACCUGCCGGGUGCCGAAGCAGAGGGGAACCAGCGAAUUUGUUCUGGGGUUGGAUCUACAAAAAGUCAGAUUUACACAAAGGUACCUGAAAUCACCAACCAAGAGGCGUUAAGAGACACUGAGAACUCAUGUUGGAGUGAUUUUAUCUCCCCUUCUAACUCACCCGCCCACACAAGAAAGCCAGUUAUUGAGAAACCUAAUCCAGUGGUGGUGGAAGCCUCAAUCCCUGACAGUUGGUCAGGUCAAGACAGCACUGGUGGUAACUGUGUCAGUAGUGCCCUCCCUCCUAAUAAAGUGUCAAAGUGUGAUAUCGAGAGUCCUCAUGUGUUAGAUUCUGGCCUCUGCUUCAGAGCCGUGGAACACGAGGAGCGACACGAACCCUCAAAGUAUUCUCAAAUGACGGAGGAUCAGCCGGACUGCUCCGUGAGAGAUGCUGGCAAAGGGAAGGAGAUAGGAGACGCCGCUGAACAUUUUUUAAAUGCGGAGUGUUCUUUAACUCCCGACGGCCUCGGAGUACCAGUGGUACAGAUUGUCCGCAAAGCAGCGUCGUACAGCCACGGCAGCGGAGAGCUGAGCUCCCAUUCGUCCGUCAGAGACGUGCCCAGGAAGAGGACCAGGGCGAGGAGGCUCGAGUCUUCAUACGAGUCGGACUGCAGUGAAGAGGGAUUACCAACUUUGACAGAAAUCUUCAGAACAUCUGCUCCUCCUCCUCCUCUUCCUGCUGUGACAAAGGAUCAGGGAGACUCCGGUGAGGGUGAUACAGCCGGUGGAGCACAACAGUGCCCCAGCCCCGACUGUGGUAAUUCCAGCCAGGGGUCUGUAGACCUGUUUGGCACGCCAGAGGAAUGUAAUGUCCCAGUGAAUAACGUCAGCGUUUCCUCACAAUUCGAAUCAUCACAAUUUUCAAGCGAAGUCCUUGUUACACAGCAAAAGAUAGAGAUGCAGAAGGAGCUGGUGAGGCUGGAGAAGAUGAUGGCUCUGGUGUCGGAGGUGCUGCAAGAGAAAGAAGACAGUCCUGCCAAAGAACGAACCAAUCGGAGCAGACAAACCGCAGACGCUCACAGACUCCUCCAAAGAUCAGACCGAGAAGCUGCUCCAGAAGUAGAGCGAGAGCCGAGCACAAGACCGCCGGAGUGCGGCAGCAUGGCCGAGAUGGCCGUGCAGAGCUCCGCACACACGGGGCCGGGCGUGAAAGGCACCGGAGCCUCCAAGACACCCUGCCCUAGUUCAGCUGCCAAAACGUUAGAAAACAGCGCUUCACCAUCAGACAGGCAAGAAGACAAAGAAAAUACCACUCCUCCGAGAGACAGGAGUAAAACCAAGAUGGUGCUAGUGUCGUCUGGAUUAGACCCCAAUGAACAGAUAAUGGUCAAAAGGUUUGCCAAGCGCGCUGGUGCCCGCGUGGCUUCUAAGGUGACCCCGGAGGUGACCCAUAUUAUAAUGCACACAGAUGAGCAACUGGUGUGCGAGCGCACACUGAAGUACUUCCUCGGCAUCGCAGGCAGGAAGUGGGUGGUGAGCUUCCAGUGGAUUUCAGAGUGCUUCAGACAAAAGGAACUCUUAGAUGAGAGCGUCUUUGAAGUGAGAGGUGACGUGGUGAAUGGACCCGACCACCAGGGCCCCAUGAGAGCUCGUACCAGUGAAGACAAUAACUUGCUCAUGAAGGGCUACAACAUCUGCUUCCAAGGGCCUUUUACAGACAUGACAACAGAUGAACUGGAGUGGAUGGUGGAGCUCUGUGGAGCAGCUGUAGUCAAAGAUCCACUUCUCCUCGACGGUAAACAGAUCUCUCAUCAGCUCGUCAUCGUACAGUCUGGAUCAGAGUCGUCGUCCACAGACAGCAGUCUCUCUAGACACGCUACUGUCGUGACACGUGGUUGGCUGUUGGAUACCGUGGCAACCUACACCCUCCAAAACUACAACAAGUACACAACAUGAGCGGAGGGAUCCAAGUGCAGCUACAGCCGUGACCCAUUUUACAACUUCUGCAUUUUAAUGUCCAACACUGCAUUUAAAACCGUCAUUCAUCGGUUUUCUUUACAAAUCUCUUUGUAUUGUGUUUACAUGACAUGAUGUAUAAAAAGUUUAAUCAACACAA
Molecule: messenger RNA, 4403 nt
Organism: Anarrhichthys ocellatus (wolf-eel)
Lineage: Eukaryota; Metazoa; Chordata; Actinopteri; Perciformes; Anarhichadidae
Product: breast cancer type 1 susceptibility protein homolog
Exons: 21
Coding region: 89-4243 (1384 amino acids)
Biological process (GO): double-strand break repair via homologous recombination; chordate embryonic development; sex-chromosome dosage compensation
Cellular component (GO): BRCA1-A complex; BRCA1-BARD1 complex
Molecular function (GO): ubiquitin-protein transferase activity; metal ion binding
Source: RefSeq, a predicted model, not a curated record